CUUUAGCUUUUUGUUUGUGGUUUGGUACUUCCUAAUUUAAAAUAAUUGUCUUGUUUGCUGUGUUCGCCCUUGCUCGUAACCCAAAGAACCCAGACCUUUAAAUUCUUAGACAAACGUUCGCUUUUGACACAUUCAUUGUUCUGACUGUCAAGAAAAACCCACGCUCAUACCACUACCAAGAAAUUCAAGAAAUAUGUUGUUUAAAUCACUUUUGAGCACUGCCAUUGCCGCUGCAGGGUUCAUUUCUUCAGCUUCUGCUGCUGAUCUUCCAGCUAUUGAAAUCUCCGGAAACAAGUUCUUCUACUCUAACAACGGUACUCAAUUCCUUAUUAAGGGUGUCGCUUAUCAACAAAACCCAACCAACCUUACUGCUGAUGAAUCCUUUGUUGAUCCACUUGCUGAUGGUGAAGCUUGUAAGAGAGAUGUCCCACUCUUAGCUGCUCUUGACACCAAUGUUAUUCGUGUUUACGCUCUUAACACUUCUCAAGAUCACACUACUUGUAUGAACCUUCUUCAAGAUGCUGGUAUUUAUGUUAUUGCUGAUCUUUCUGAACCAGAUCUUUCUAUCAACAGAGACUCUCCAGAAUGGAACUUGGAUCUUUAUGACCGUUACACUAGUGUCGUUGAUCUUUUCCACAACUACACCAACAUUCUUGGUUUCUUCGCUGGUAAUGAAGUUACCAACGACAAGACCAACACUGAUGCUUCUGCCUUUGUUAAGGCCGCUGUUAGAGACACCAAGGCUUACAUCAAGGCUAAGGGUUACCGUAGUAUUCCAGUUGGUUAUUCUGCUAACGAUGACACUGAUAUUAGAGUUGAUCUCGUUGACUACUUUGCUUGUGGUUCCGAAGAAGACAGAGCUGAUUUCUUUGGUAUUAACAUGUACGAAUGGUGUGGUUCUUCUUCUUACACUUUGUCCGGUUACUCCACCAUCAGUAAGCAAUACCAAAACGCUGGUAUUCCUCUUUUCUUCUCCGAAUACGGUUGUAACAAGGUUACCCCAAGACAAUUCCAAGAAGUUGGUACCAUCUACGGUCCUGACAUGCUUAACAUCUGGUCUGGUGGUAUUGUCUACAUGUACUUCCAAGAAGAAAAUGACUACGGUUUGGUUACUGUUGAUGGUAAGUCUGUUUCCACUUUAGCUGAUUACACCAACUUGAAGUCUCAAUUGGCCAAGAUUUCUCCAUCUUUGGCUACCUCCACUGCCUCCGUCAGUGCCUCUGUUACUUCCUGUCCAACUGGAGGUUCCGGCUGGGCUGCUUCUACCAACUUGCCACCUACCCCAGACCAAGAAAUCUGUGAUUGUAUGCAAAGCUCUUUGGACUGUAUUGUCAACUCUAAGAUUUCUAGUGACGAUUACCAAGACUUGUUUGCUUACGUUUGUGACCAAGUCUCUUGUGAAGGUAUUACCGGUAACGGUACCACUGGUGACUACGGUUCUUACUCUCCAUGUUCUAACAAGGCCAGAUUGGACUUCGUUUUGAACUUGUACUACAACGAAAACGGUGGUGGUGCCCUGAACUGUGACUUCAGUGGAUCUGCUACUCUUCAACAAGCUGCCACUGCUUCCUCUUGUAACGCCAUCUUGAAGUCUGCUGGUACUUCUGGUUUGGGAACUGUGUCUGGUCACGUUCAAACCACUGGUUCUGAUGCCACUACUACUGGCUCUUCCGGCUCCAAGUCUUCCAGUGGAUCUCAAUCCUCUGGUACUUCUUCUUCUUCCAAGAAGAACGCUGGUGUCCAACAAGCUGGUCUCAACUCCUUCACCAAGGUUAUGUGGGGUGCUAUCUCCAUGGUCCUUGGUGCCGGUUUUGUCUUUAUGUAAGUUAGAUAAAAUA
Molecule: messenger RNA, 1838 nt
Organism: [Candida] anglica
Lineage: Eukaryota; Fungi; Ascomycota; Pichiomycetes; Serinales; Debaryomycetaceae
Source: the annotation of a GenBank genome assembly